AUGGUAGAUUUUAAUGUCAUCUGGGGCAUAAGUUGGUUGUCCCCACAUUAUGCAAUUCUAUACUGUCACUCUAAAACAGUUACCUUAGCUAUGCCUGGGGCACCUACACUUGAGUGGAAAGGUAACCUUAGUCCCCUUCCUAAAAAAGUCAUAUCCUUCGUUCGUGCUAAGAAGCUAGUGGAAAAAGGUUGUUUAGCUUAUUUGGCACAUAUCUGUGAUACCAGCGCAGAUACUCCGUCUAUUGAUUCAGUUCCAGUGGUAUGCGAGUUUGAAGAUGUGUUUCCCGCAGACUUGCCAGUGUUCAUUGAUGAUAUCCUAGUGUAUUCUAGCAGCAAGGAAGAGCAUGAGAAACAUUUGAGUAUUGUUUUUGGGUUAUUGCGAGAGGAGAAGUUUUUGCAAGGGCAUACUGAAUCUGAGUGUUUUGUUCUACAUCCUGAGUUGGAGAAAGAUAAAGAGGAGAGGAAUAACAAGAAUGGGGAUCAGGCUCAAAGAAAUAAAGUUGAGAACAAAGCAAAGGAGGAUCCAAAGGAGAAAGCUAAAGAGAGAAGAAGACAUAGCAUGGAUUACAAUGGUUGGAAUAUUGUCAAAGAUGGUAAAAUACAGCCACUGGUAGAUAAUGAGCAUGUUAAAGGAAAGUCUAGUUCUGUAGACAAUUCUGAGGAAAUUCAAACAAGUAAUGCUUUUGCUGCUUUGGAAGAGGAUGUGACUGCUGAGGAGGAUGUGGUUUCUAUUGAGCCACAAGCAUGUAAAUCAUGGGUGGAACAAUCUUUUGGGAAACAGAAAUCACCAAAAAGGAUAGAUGAUAAACAAGAGGUGAUCAACCAAACUGAGGAUAUACAGAAGAAAAAUCAUGUACAUGAAGAAUCAAAAAAUGAUGAUAUAGAAAGGGAUGAGAUUCAAAAUAAUGUAGAGGAGUUAGAUAUAGUCAAAAAAAAGCAACAGAUAGAAGAAGAUCCAAAAGAACUACCAGAUAUAGCUGCUGAUCCAUCUGAUAAAAAAAAGGAUGAUAUUGAAAUAAUUAUAAAUGAAGGUGUUGUUGUUACUGAUAUUCAUCAUGAGCAGGAAGAGGGGACUCUUGCUAACUGCACUGGCAAGAUUUGGUUGUUUGCUAUGGAAGAAUGGGAAGUUCACUUAGUUGAGGAUCAUGCUCAACAUCUGACAGUAAGAGUAGUACAUCAACAGACAAGGCAGGAGGAUUUAGUCUCAGUGGUGUAUGCCUCUUGUGAUGCAAGCAUAAGAAGAAACUUGUGGGAUUCUAUGAUUCAUUUAGCAGGACAAUGGCAAAUUCCUUGGCUGGUGGGAGGUGAUUUUAAUGUGGUUUUGACUGAUGAAGAGAAGUUAGGUGGUUUGCCAGUAUUGUUUCAAGAGACUGAAGACUUUGCAGCUUGCAUAAAUGACUGUCAUUUGUAUGAUCUGGGAUAUAUAGGCAGCACUUUCACAUGGUGGAAUGGCAGAUCAGAUGCAGCUACUAUUUUUAAGAGAUUAGAUAGAAUCUUGAGCAAUCAGAAGAUGAUAGAUCAGGCCCCUCAAAUGACUGUCACUCACCUGAUCAAAAAAGGCUCAGACCAUGCUCCACUUGAGUUGCAGAUAAGGCAAGAAACUGAGAGGAUCAUCAAGCCUUUCAAAUUUCUAAAUUUUUGGAUUUAUCAUGCUACCUUCAAUCUGGUUGUCAUUGAAAAUUGGACAGCAGAUUUUGCAGGAAAUCCUUUUCUCAUUUUUCAGCACAAACUGAAGAUGUUGAGGAAAGGACUGGCGGAAUGGAGGAAGGUAACUUAUGGAAACAUUUUCCAGAAGGUUGCCACUCUAGAAGAGGUGAUUUUUACACAUGAAGCUCAGUUUGAGGCUGAUCCAUUAAUGGAGAACAGAGCUCAGUUGCAUAGAGUUCAGGCUGAACUUAGUAAAUACUUACAUUUAGAAGAGGCAUACUGGAGGCAAAAGUCUGGCAUGAAGUGGUUCAAAGAUGGGGAUAGAAAUACAAGAUUCUUCCACACUUAUGUAAAUGGAAGAAGAAAGAAGCUUAAGUUAACUAAUAUUCAGAAUGGGGAUGAAGAGUGGCUAACUAUAGUAGACAUUAUUACUAAGGAGCAUAAUCAUGAACUGGUGGAAUUACCUUCUGAGGAGGAGAUCAAAUCAGCUAUUUUUGGACUUAGUGGGGAUAGUGCAAGUGGUCCUGAUGGUUUCACUGGCUGUUUUUUCCAACAUUGUUAG
Lycium ferocissimum is the source of this 2208-nucleotide messenger RNA. RefSeq lists its product as uncharacterized. Lineage: Eukaryota; Viridiplantae; Streptophyta; Magnoliopsida; Solanales; Solanaceae. The record is from RefSeq and is a predicted model, not a curated record. The transcript has 6 exons. Bases 1 to 2208 code for a protein of 735 amino acids.